Molecule: messenger RNA, 1014 nt
Organism: Helianthus annuus (common sunflower)
Lineage: Eukaryota; Viridiplantae; Streptophyta; Magnoliopsida; Asterales; Asteraceae
Exons: 1
Coding region: 1-1014 (337 amino acids)
Source: RefSeq, a predicted model, not a curated record
AUGGUUGCUCAUAUAUGGGACCUUCUUACAUUGAAGGAAUCGUUGUGGGUCAAAUGGAUGCACUCUUACCGCAUUAGGGGCCGCAGUUUUUGGGAUAUUCCGAUGCAAAGUAACAUAACUUGGACUUGGAGGAAGUUAUUAAGUCUUCGGCCUAUGGUUCAGCAACAUGUUUGGACGAAGAUUGGUGAUGGUACGUCAGCUUCGAUGUGGUUUGAUAAAUGGGAUGUCAUUUGUCCUUUGAGUUCGUUCAUCACUCCGAGAGCUAUAGCGAAUGCGGGUUUCACACUCAAGACUAAGGUAGCGGAUGUUUAUCGGCAAGGGGAAUGGGAAUGGCCUGAUCAAUGGCUUACCCGAUACCCGAUUCUGCUUAACAUGCAGCAUAUUGAUCUGCGGAAUAUGAAUGAUAAGGUGGUCUGGAGAUCUUCAGCUGGUAAGGAAUUGGAUUAUUUCGCUCAGAAUGAAGUUCAAUGGUCGUCUAUGGUCUGGUUUCCUCAAGCUAUUCCACGACAUUCGUUUUUCUUGUGGCUUUUGGUUAACAAGAAAUUGAAGACACAGGAUGUAAUGGCUAGGUGGUGUGCGUCGGGCAACAUAAAUUUCAACUUGAUGUGCUGUUCUUUGUGUUCGUUGGGGCCGGAUUCUCAUGAACAUAUUUUCUUUGAAUGCACGUAUGGAUCUCAGGUUUGGAAUGGAGUAAAAGAUAUAGCAGGAUUAUCUUCAAUCGCUAACUCUUGGGAUAUGAUCUUUAGUCAUCUGGUUCAAGUGGCUAAUUCUAAGAUCGCCAUGAUCAGUAAGUUGGUUGUCAGUGUGGCAGGGUAUUUUGUUUGGCAGGAAAGGAAUUUCCGGUUAUUUACGUCCAAAAAACGAAGUGCUGAUCGGUUAGUUGAUAUUAUUUUAGCUACAGUUUGGAUGAAGCUUCACACGAUGCGGUUUAAAAGAACCAGUCAAGUGGAGAGGAUCCUACAAGAUUGGAGUUUACCUCGAGGUUUAAUUGUGGAAGAUGAUGAUUGUGGCUAG